AUGUUAAUUAAUGAUCCAAAUAUAUCAAAUUUCAUGAUGAAUUCAGCUAACGACACUUGUGACAACUUAAAUGAAGAUCAAUUAGAAUCCUUGUCUACAUUUGCUACUUUGAUCGAUGCAAUGGGAAAUCAAUUAUUGUCUGUGUACAGGAACUUAUAUGAAGCAACUUGGAUAAAUAACAGUUCAAAUCAAGCUAAUAUUCAGUUUCGAUCCGAAUCAGAUAAUAAUUCAUUCUUACCCAUUGCAUUAGAAGCACUGGAAGACCGAUUAAAUAUUGCUAUACGUUUAUUUGAACAUAAAGAGCAACAAAUCAGCCAAGUGGUUACACCAUUUCUUCGUUCUUAUCUGGGUCUAUUGAAAAGCGUUGUAAAUCAUCCGUCGGAAAAUCUUUUAUCACCAGGAGGUGGACGUCGUUCACGUAAUCGUAAUAGUUCAACUUCAUUGGAUUCUACAAAUCCUUUAUUGUUGAACAGUACUACAUCACCUGGUCAUCUGGAAAUAAAUGAAAUCAGAUCGUUUUUUGUUAAACGUCUUCUAUUUGCAUGUAUAGAUAAGAUGAAGUGUCUUCCGAUUCGUGAUAAUCAAGGAGAUGAUGAUGAGAGUGAAUAUGAAGAAUACCGACAUGAACUACGCACACUAUUUGGAAACAUCACACAGUUAGAUCAAAGAUUUGUAUUGGAUACUAUACAUCAAAUGGUUAGACAUUCCCAUCAUUUACUCAACUCAAAUGGUAUGGAAAAAUCUUCAUUUCCUCUGGAACAUGUGCAACAAAUUGAUGUAACUUUGAAUUUGUUCUAUUUGUUUGGAGAAAUUUGCAAAACCAGUAAAAAUGAUCACUUCUGUCAAAGUUUUCCUCAACAUGAAACUAUGGUUUCAAUAAUGUCUAUACUGUGCAGUGAUUCCUUCUCUCGUUUACCACAUGAAACUCUUCAGUUACAGUAUUUCGAAAUAAUGGUUCGGUAUGAACGUUAUUUUUCGCUAGUACCUGAACACCUUUUGAAUGUGAUGCUCGCAUUUGUUGAUGAUCGAGGUUUGCAUAGUUCAUGGUAUAGUGUUAAAAUUCGCUGCGCUUAUUUAAUUAAUCGCAUUAUAAAGUCACACAAAAAAACUCUUCUUCCACAUACCGAAGAAUAUCUUUCACGUUUCUCCGACUUAUUAGAAUUGUCAUUAGAACCAGAUUCUAGUGUUGUAAAUGGUGAACUAAAUGGAAAUGUUGGUUUUGCCAAUGGAAAUACAUCGAAUUUUGGAAAAUCUGUUAAAACAGGCUUGGGUAUUACUGAACAAGGUUUCCUUUAUGAAGCAGCUGCGCAACUUAUCGCUGCAGGUGGUAUCCAACUGCCUAACUCAGAUAACAGUAAUAACAACGGAGAAGAUCGCGUCGGAGAAUUAUUCCGUGUUUUACUUACUCCUGUUAUGAUUCAGUAUGAUCAGUUUGUGACAAAGUAUGUUACUGAACAGAAUCCAAAAGUAGCUGAGGUUCGUGGAAUUUUAGUGAAACAAGUUACUGAUCUUAUUACAAAAACGACUCGAGUAUUUUCUCAACCAAAGUCUGUUAUGACCUCUGGAUGUGAAGCUGUGUUAAUUGAUGCAAUGCACCUCAUAAUUUCAGAAUUGUCGCGUUUCCCUACAGAAGCUGCUAGUCCCGGUCGACAAGCUGCAUGCGCCGGUGUUCGUGCAUUCUUGCAUCGAAUGGUUGCUUGUAUUGUACCAACAAAUGAAUCUAAUUCGAUUGGAUGCAGAAGUACUUUGACAUCGGAUAUUUUAUUGGUUGCGCUUGUAGACGCUGUUCCCAAGUUGGUAAGACCGUUACAGUCUACAGUCGCUUGUUAUACUACUGCCAAUCAAGUGUUAGAUAUAGUCGACGCCGAACAACGUUGGAAAGAAAUCAGAGAUGUAAUCCCUCUUGUUACACAAGUAGUACUGAGAUAUAAGAACCAAAGUAUUCCAUUUUUAUCAACUUGUCUACCGCAUUUAAUGGAAGUUAUCAUUAAUGCGUUAAAUGAAUCAUUACCACCGAAUCAUCCAACAUUAAUUGAAGAAAAAAAAUUACUACGCCGCGGAUAUCUUCAAUUAGUUCAAACUAUAUAUCAAUCAGUUCCUGAUGUAUUUUCACAACUUAUUAGUGAAAAUAUUGUACAAAAUCUUUCUACAGUACUUGGACAAGUUCAAGCUUGCUUAGAGUCUGAUGAUCCAACUGGAUUACGUUCAGGCGUAAUAUUAUUUUUACAACUUAUACAAUCAGCUGCUCAUAAUUUACAAUUUUAUGAAGAUUUUUUGUUGCCACAUCUUGUUCCAUUUUUUAUACUUGGUCCGAUAUCUCCUGUCUUUCGUUUGACUGAUGGUCAGUUCAUAUUGGCUUUGGAUAAAAUUGCUGAAAGUCUUCAUGUUUUGUAUCAAAAACAAGAUGGAUUGUACACAUAUUUAAAAGAUUACUUUCUGCCACGACAACAAUUAUCUCCAGAAUUAAUUCAAUCUUACACAAGUGCAUUAAAAUCUAGUUUAAAAGAUUUUCAACUGUUUGUCAGAAGCUUCUAUGCACAUUUUCAUUGA
Schistosoma mattheei is the source of this 2550-nucleotide messenger RNA. Lineage: Eukaryota; Metazoa; Platyhelminthes; Trematoda; Strigeidida; Schistosomatidae. The record is from the annotation of a GenBank genome assembly.